AUGCCUCAGGAACAGUACACACACCACCGGAGCUCCAUGCCCAGCUCUGAGGGGCCACAAGUAUACAAGGUGGGCAUUUAUGGCUGGCGGAAAAGAUGCCUGUAUUUCUUUGUCCUACUCCUGAUGAUUUUAAUACUGGUGAACUUGGCCAUGACCAUCUGGAUUCUCAAAGUCAUGAACUUCACAAUCGAUGGAAUGGGGAACUUGAGAAUCACAGACAAAGGUCUAAAACUAGAAGGAGACUCCGAAUUCUUGCAACCUCUCUACGCCAAAGAAAUCCAGUCCCGACCAGGUAAUGCCCUGUACUUCAAAUCAGCCAGAAAUGUUACAGUGAACAUUCUCAAUGACCAGACUAAAGUGCUAACUCAGCUGAUAACAGGUCCAAAAGCCGUAGAAGCUUAUGGCAAAAAGUUUGAAGUAAAGACAGUUUCUGGAAAAUUGCUCUUUUCUGCAGAUAACGAUGAAGUGGUAGUAGGAGCUGAGAGAUUAAGAGUUUUAGGAGCGGAGGGCACAGUGUUCCCUAAAUCUAUAGAGACACCUAAUGUCAGGGCAGACCCCUUCAAGGAACUAAGGUUGGAGUCCCCGACCCGGUCUCUGGUGAUGGAGGCCCCAAAAGGAGUCGAAAUAAAUGCAGAAGCCGGCAACAUGGAAGCCACCUGCAGAACAGAGCUGAGGCUGGAGUCCAAAGAUGGAGAGAUUAAGUUAGAUGCUGCGAAAAUCAAACUACCUAGACUGCCUCACGGAUCCUACACGCCUACAGGAACGAGGCAGAAGGUCUUCGAGAUCUGCGUCUGCGCCAAUGGGAGAUUAUUCCUGUCCCAGGCAGGAACUGGUUCCACUUGUCAGAUAAACACAAGUGUCUGCCUUUGA
Molecule: messenger RNA, 870 nt
Organism: Puma concolor (puma)
Lineage: Eukaryota; Metazoa; Chordata; Mammalia; Carnivora; Felidae
Gene: SGCD
Product: sarcoglycan delta
Biological process (GO): heart contraction; cardiac muscle tissue development
Cellular component (GO): sarcoglycan complex; sarcolemma
Source: RefSeq, a predicted model, not a curated record